Molecule: messenger RNA, 1484 nt
Organism: Danio aesculapii
Lineage: Eukaryota; Metazoa; Chordata; Actinopteri; Cypriniformes; Danionidae
Gene: tmem150c
Product: transmembrane protein 150C
Exons: 9
Coding region: 313-1056 (247 amino acids)
Source: RefSeq, a predicted model, not a curated record
CUCGACUCGUAACAUUCACGUCUCGCAAUGUCUGUCUGAGAAUUAUCACACCGAGUCUGUCAGGCCCUACACAUGAAUUAAGGACUUCAAAUCGUAUUUCGAUUCAGCAAAACUCCAUUUGGUAGAGCACAGAGCUCACAAACAGCCGAAUGCAAACGAUGUCAGUGGUCGAGUCCUAAUGAAAUGAAGACGACACGGCUUUUAUACGCGACGGAAGAGUGUGCUGUUUUUAAGACUGAAGUCUGUCGGCACAUCAGGCAUUCUGGAAGAAAUCUUGAAGCUGGGUUGUUUCAUUGAUGUUCAUAAGGAGACAUGAGGAAGUGCAGUCCAUGGAUGUUUCUGCCUGUAAUGUUUUCUUUCUUCACAGCCGCAGGCCUUUGGGUCGUGUAUUUCAUUGCUGUGGAGGAUGAAAAAAUCACACCACUCAGUUCAGAGUACAAGAGGUCGGAAUCAAAAUCUCCUCCAUAUAUCAGCAUUGCAGGCAAUGCUCCACCUGCCAGCUGUGUGUUCAGUCAAGUCAUGAACAUGGCAGCCUUUGUAGGCUUCAUUCUUGGAGUACUGCGGUAUCUGCAGCUCAAACCCAGAGUCCACAAACCCUGGCUCAACAUCGGCAGUCUGGUGGCUUUGUCUCUGGCUUGCUUCGGGAUGACUCUUGUUGGCAAUUUCCAGCUUUCCAAUGAUGAGGAGCUGCACAACAUUGGCACGUCCAUGACCUUUGGCCUGGGAACGCUCUUCUGCUGGGUGCAGUCUUUCAUGACCCUUAAGGUGAACCUGCGCAAUGAAGGCAAGCGUGCAGGAAUCCCCCGCUUCCUGCUGUCCGGCGCCGUAACUUCCUGCAUGCUGCUCUAUUUUGCUCUGAUGGCUCAGCGGCUCCACAUGCACGCUGCCCGGGCCCAGUGGGCGCUGGUUAUGUUUUUCCUCACAUACCUGGGCACGUUCGCCAUCGAGUUUCGCCACUAUCAUUUUGAGAUUGUUUGUAGCGACGACCAGGACCCUCCACUCAGCCUGUCGGAAAGCUUCUCGGAGGUCUCAGAGUAUCAGUCUGACCAACUAUAAUCUCUUUUUUACUGUUUCUGUCAGACCCUCGUUCUUCCAGUGUUUUUUCGACUUAUGUCAUGCAUGUAAACCGAAUGUAAUCUCUAUAGAAUUACUUUUGGAUGGGUUUGUUUUUCUGAAUGUGUAGAUAGACUUUUGCAAAAGCGACAAACUCAUAAAAUGCACAACCAUUUACUGUGAUGCGCUCUGCGUUUAUGUGAAGUAACCAGGACUUUUUGAAGAAGAUCAAACUACAGUGACAGGUUUUAAUUCAUUCAUUCUUUAAAAGAUAUUGAUUAUUAAACAGAAUGCUAGCCCAAAAAUGAACAUGGUCCUUAAUUGUCGUUCCAAACCAGUAAGAUCUUCAUUUAUCUUCGUAAUAUUCUACAUUAACACAUUUUUUGAUGAAAUGCAAGAGCUUUCUGAUCCUCUACAUUACAAUAAAAAAA